Molecule: messenger RNA, 3569 nt
Organism: Oldenlandia corymbosa var. corymbosa
Lineage: Eukaryota; Viridiplantae; Streptophyta; Magnoliopsida; Gentianales; Rubiaceae
Source: the annotation of a GenBank genome assembly
UGUUUGGUGGCCAUUGAAAUCAGGUGCUCUUCUUUUUCCCUCUCUCUUUCUCCUUUUUCGCUUUUAGACGGAAAAAAUUCCUUGGCGGUCGCAAACCGGCAUUCUUGAUUAUCUAAUCGAUUUCUUCUUCUUCUUUUUUUUUUUCCUGGAAUUAUUUCUCCGGUAUCUCUUUGUUUUCGUUACUGUUUUACUUGAACCCUAGCCUCGCAGUGGAGACUUCGGAUUUAAGCUCAAAAUCUUUUCCAGUCGUGUUUUAGGUACUUUUUUUUUAUUUGAUUUUUUUUUUCCCCUUACUUGGAAUUUCAAAUUUAUUUUGUUUUGGUCUCGAUUACUUAUUACAAUUUUCCUUCAAAUUUCUUGUAUAAAUGUCCAGCUCUUCAUUUUUCUACUUUUUCUUUCCGGAAUUUUUAAUUAUAAAGUUCAGCGUGAGCCGUACGGUGGUGAUUUCUUUUUAAUUUUCUUUAUUGGUUGUUGCAUGGAGGUUAUCCGUAAUGGAUGCUGUUAUGCAGAUGAUGAAAUCAAGUGUAGGAUGCAGGAUUCUGAUUCUUCUAUUGAAUUUUUAUAGCUUUGCAGAUUAAUUUUCCUUGUUUUUUUUUUAUUUUUUUUGGGUACUCCAGUUCAGUGGUGGUUCGCCUAAUUAUAUUUUAGCUUACUGUUUUGUGUUUUCUAGCUACAGAACAAAGAAAGAUAAUUUAGUUUAUGCAUCUUUUUGAGUUUGACUCCAGCCAGUAGGACGUGCUCUCAAGAAUCUUUCUAAUUUAAUAAAUUAUUUUUCAUUCCAAUGGCGGUUACGUGGCUGGUAGCCUUUGCAACUUGUAUUAAUUUUAUGAGCAACCGAAAUUUCUUUUUCAUUGAUUCUCUGUGCCCUUGCUUGUUGGUAACUUUGUUGUGUUCUCUCCUUUUCUUCUCUUGUGUUAUCAAUGCAUUUAGUGUUUUUGUUGUAUUUUUCGCAUGUCAUUACUCUGCUGAAAUUUGGAAUGUCCAGAUAUUUGUCUUUCUUGUGUUCUGAUAUUGAAUUGGAUGUGGAAGUAGAUACUGGAGGCCAAGAAGAAAAAGAAAUUUUAUGGAGGACGUUGUCGGAAGAGGUUUGGAAUGCCAGAGGACUAUGGAUGGGAAGAAUGAUGCAAGUAAUGGAAAAGACAAGGAUGUCAUUCCUUCCUGUUGCUUAAAAGCCAGAGCAUCUGCCCCUGAGGGUGAAGCUAAAUGCCAUUCAACAGUUGUCUCUGGAUGGUUUUCACAGCCUAAGCCAUCCUCUGAUAAAACUCCCAAGCUGGUAUACUUUAACAAUCCUAUGUGGCCAGGUGUGUGUUGCUUUUUUCCCUCUCCUAUGCCUAUGGUACACAAAUGCACUUGCUAUCCUUUUAUAUGUUUGUUUCUUUUCUCUCUCUUUUAUUUUUCACCCGUUUGCCAAGCAAUAUUAUUCCGGAGGAUUUUGACUGUUUUUACCUCAUUUUCCGGCUACUGUUACUGUUUGUUUACAUCUGGUAUACAAUAUCUACCUAUUACCAACGUUAAGAGUUUGCAACUUGAUUGCACAGAAGGAUUUAUUGCGUAGUAUCAUUCAUUUAAGUCAUUACUUUAUAAGAAUGACAUUGGUAUUUUCUCGAUAGUAUCUAGGUCAAACAAAGGAAAACAAGCAUAAUAAAUCACAAAUACAAGCAUGAAUAAGAUAUAUAUGCAUGCAGUGUUUCGGUGUUUUUAUUAACUCUGUAAUCAUAAGUUGUCAAAUUGAUGUGCACGUGGAGGUACGCAAAUUUUAUUUACAGUUAUCGGAAUAUUUAACUUAAUGUAUGGUAGCUUUACUAUGUUAGUGGGCAGAAUGCUUAUUAUUGGGAUAGUUGAAAAAUAUCACCAAUCUGAAAUACCUACCAGACUGUUUGGAGAUUAAGUUUAGACAUAAACUGAAGGAAAAAAUUGAAUGUUACUUCUUGGUUUGAUGUGCAUGUAUAGUUGAUCGAAUUUAAAUCAUUAUUGUCAGGAUAUUUAACGAACAUGUGCUAGCUUUACCAUUUACUGGGCACAGUGAUUGAGAUCGGGUGAAGCAUAUCACCACUUUGGGAUACUUCAUGAUUUGGGACAUAAGUUUACCGCAUAAACUGAGUGAAGAAGUUGGAUGUACUUGCUUUUUGAGGAUGGCUUAUGUUUUCAUAGUCUGUUCCCAUGAUGUUUAGCCUAAUUAGGAAUGAUAACAUUGUAUACCUGUCUAUAGGAGAAGCACAUUCUCUGAGAGUGGAGCAAAUUUUGUUUAAAGAGAGAUCAGAGUUCCAGGAGGUCCUGGUUUUUCAGUCCUCAACCUAUGGAAAAGUUCUUGUGUUGGAUGGCAUUGUCCAGUUGACUGAGAAAGAUGAGUGUGCUUAUCAGGAGAUGAUUGCUCACCUUCCUCUUUGUUCCAUCAAAUCCCCCAAAAAUGUUCUAGUUGUAGGUGGAGGCGAUGGUGGUGUUCUUACAGAGAUUUCUCGCCAUAAUUCAGUGGAGUUGAUUGAUAUCUGUGAGAUAGACAAGAUGGUUAUUGAUGUAAGUAAGAGGUUCUUUCCACAGCUAGCUGUUGGUUUUGAUGACCCUCGAGUAAGACUUCAUGUCGGUGAUGCUGUUGAGUUUCUUAAGUGUGCACCUGCUGGGAAGUAUGAUGCAGUCGUCGUUGAUUCUUCAGACCCUGUAGGUCCUGCUCAAGAACUUGUAGAAAGACCAUUCUUUGAGACAAUUGCUAGAGCACUGAGGCCUGGGGGGGUUCUUUGUAAUAUGGCAGAAAGCAUGUGGCUUCAUACUCAUCUUAUUCAGGAUAUGAUUUCCAUAUGUCGAGAAACAUUCAAGGGUUCUGUUCGUUAUGCUUGGACGAGUGUCCCCACUUAUCCCAGUGGUGUCAUUGGAUUUUUGCUAUGUGCAACUGAGGGCCCUGCCGUAGACUUUUUACAUCCUGUAAACCCCAUCGAGGAGCUUGAGGGAGCAGUACAGCAUAAAAGACAACUUAAAUAUUACAAUUCGGAGAUUCAUAGAGCAGCCUUUGCUUUGCCGUCAUUUGUGAAGAGAGAAGUUAGCUGUCUUUGAAAUGCCCGCUUGUGGAGUUAAAAGUGUCCCUGCCUUGAUGUUGCGCCUAUUGCAUUUUAGUAACAUAAUUGUUGGCAGUGGGGAUCAGGGCAGUUCAUCCUGUUGGAUAAGUACGAAUAAUAUUGCGAUUCGUGGGAUAGAAUACAUUCUGAGACUUCUGAUCAUCAUGAUUUGAUUUGUAAAAGGACUGAACUAUAUAGGUCAAUGAAUGCUAAUGAAAAAAUGCAUGGUCUAUUCAUGCAGUUUACCUCUAUAUUUCGUAGUUGUUUAAUAUGAUGAGAGUCUCUAUACAUUUACUGUUUGUUCAAAAAUCUUUAAAAACUAGGUGUGUACAAAUUCUCCAUUUCUGUACUGCUACCGUUCUCCUCUUGUGCAGUAACGUGAAAGAAAUAUGAUCUAUGAAAACGUUAAAUGAAUGAUGGCGAGAAAAAGAAUUUGUUUUUCGCAAAGAAAGGAUUAUUAAACAUGUGAAUGACGAUUUGUUUUAAUUAUUUCAAAAUCUUUGCCGAUUAGCAUCAGGCAUC